Dibothriocephalus latus is the source of this 378-nucleotide messenger RNA. The record is from the annotation of a GenBank genome assembly. NCBI's taxonomy places the organism in Eukaryota, Metazoa, Platyhelminthes, Cestoda, Diphyllobothriidea, Diphyllobothriidae.
AUGAGUCCGAGAUCGGAACCCUUUUAUAAUGAAAAAGUUAGUGAAAAACGCUUGUUCCUUGCAUCGCAGAAAGAAGUCGAGGACAAAGCUGCCGAAUUAAAGGACGUUAUAAACGCACUGGAGGAUCUGGCCAUGAAAUAUGACCAGAAAUGCAGCGCACUGGAUGCACGAACCAAAGAACUAGACGACCUCACAGCUGAGUAUGAAACCCUCAAAAAGAAGGCUGACUCGAAAAAAACGGUGGAAGCCGAAGUACGCAAAGCGACCAACGAAGUAAAGACAAAGAUAAGCGAAUCGCUGAAGGAACUUAUCAAGGAACUCUAUGAUGUUGGCGUCUUGAUUGCUCCCGGCUUGAAGGUUAGGCUUUGGUCUCCCUAA